Messenger RNA from Zophobas morio, 1774 nucleotides. RefSeq names its product BTB/POZ domain-containing protein 9-like. The transcript has 9 exons. NCBI's taxonomy places the organism in Eukaryota, Metazoa, Arthropoda, Insecta, Coleoptera, Tenebrionidae. Gene Ontology annotation, biological process: adult locomotory behavior; circadian behavior; modulation of chemical synaptic transmission. Gene Ontology annotation, cellular component: cytoplasm. Gene Ontology annotation, molecular function: protein binding. Bases 112 to 1374 code for a protein of 420 amino acids. The record is from RefSeq and is a predicted model, not a curated record.
GGUAACAUUUCAGUUUAAUCAGUAAUCACGUUACAAUCGCUCUAAGCACUUUCUUCCAGCCGUUGCGAAAAUAUUUCCUUAUUUAAUAUUUUUAGAUUUCUACCAACCGAAAUGGCAAACGAACAAGAACCGCAACAAAAACUAAUCAUUACAGAUUCUUCGAAAAUUUACGACGAUAUGUCAUCUUAUUACUUGAAGGAAACUUUUUCCGACAUUCAGCUAAUCUUAUCCGAUAAAACAAUCCAUGCGCACAAGAUUGUUCUCGCUGCUCGUUGCAAAUAUUUUGAGUCUCUUUUACUGCAAGACCCAAAACAAGCCCAGAUUGAAUUAAUCAAUGUGCCUUCAAAGGCUCUUGAAACAAUACUGUAUUACAUUUAUACAGGAACCGUUGUCAUCGCAUCAUCAGAUGAAAAUUAUGUGUCCGAUAUAUUGAAGCUAGCACACGAAUAUUCGUUAAAAACACUGGUACAAAUUAUAAACGAAAAAAUGGGUUCCAUUGUGGAUUUAUCAAAUGUUUGUUUCUUUCUAAACAUAGCCAAUGCAUAUGACAUGGACGAGUUAAAAGAAAUAUGUCACACUUUUAUCGAUGAACAUGUUUCACAAACGUUUGAACACGAUUUUCUAAACGUUCUCACACAAAAAUCUAUGGUCAACUUGUUGAAAAGAGAUGCGUUUCCUGUUCAAGAAAUCAAUGUCUUUAAGAUAGCGGCCGACUGGUGCAAGAUUAAUGAAGACUUGGAAAACUUGGUUAUUGAAUGUGUUCAGUUUCCUUGCUUAACGCUAAAUGAAAUUUUAACUGUUGUUUGGCCAUCAAAGGUUAUAGAAAACGAAAAAGUGCUGAAUAUACUUGCAACGAUUGAAAGGAACGGUACCAAAGAAACGCAACGACACAUUGUUGAACAGUUUGAAAGUAAAAAUCUUGCAACUGGAGAAUAUAAUGUUAAAGUAAUUUCUGGAUUAAAUACCACAAUGUUGUUUGAAGAGACUGGAAACGAGGAAGAUGGUGCUUAUCAUAAUGAGGACGAUAAAAACGGUAUUACUGUAGAUCUUGCUGGGGUAAAAUGCUUCAAUCACAUAACGAUGAAUAUAGGAAAUAAGUGGGUCAAAUACAGCAUUGAAAUUUCCACAGAUCUACAAAAUUGGCAUAGCGUCAUAGAUUACAGUAGAUACAUGUGCAGAUAUAAUCAAAAUUUAUAUUUUGAACAACAGAAGGCUAGAUACAUCCGAAUAGUUUUAAAGAAUUCUUCAGCCAGAAUUUGUAAAUUUCAAGUUUACAUGAGCAGGAAUGUUCCUACAAUACAUAACCAAGUUGUUUGCCCUUCUUCAAACGUGAUAACUUCCGAAACAUAUUGUAUAGGAUUCGGCGUAAGUUAAGGAAGCAUUGUCAUCAAUUUUAGCGGGCGACUUGCUCCUGUCAUGUUUUCUCGACGUUUCAUAAUCCCUCGAAUACGAAAAAAGUUAUCUCCCGUUUUCGUCUGUCUGUCGUCUCUCUUUCGUUUGUCGCUGUGUCGAUUUUCAUCAGACAGAUAAUCUCUAAAACUACUAGAUUGAUUGUUGUCAAAUGUUGGAUGUAUGUUAGGAACAUCAUCUAGAUGGUAAAACGCUAAUUGGCUAAUCAUCUUCACCAACAAUUUGAUGACGCCCGCUCAUUAUAUUCCGUAAUUAACAUUGCCUAAAUUUUAUGCAAUAUUUUAAAGUACUCCUGUAUUUGUGGUUUACGAAUCUACCUUGGUUUUAUUUAUUAUUAUUGUUAUUAUAUUUGUUUAUUAUUUAA